This is a messenger RNA of Cheilinus undulatus (humphead wrasse), 4207 nucleotides long. RefSeq names its product NLR family CARD domain-containing protein 3-like. Bases 98 to 3847 code for a protein of 1249 amino acids. The transcript has 16 exons. The record is from RefSeq and is a predicted model, not a curated record. Gene Ontology annotation, molecular function: protein binding. Lineage: Eukaryota; Metazoa; Chordata; Actinopteri; Labriformes; Labridae.
GAGUAACAGAGGCCAAACGAGCCACUUCUUCUUCUCUCCACACAUGAAGGUGUCUGUAAGCUGAGCUGAACUCAGUUCAACAGGUGGGGGCUCUGCUAUGGAUCAGAGUGAGGACAGAGAGCAGGGAGCCCCUCCCUCUAACACAGCUCUGUAUAGGGAACAUGACAGCUGGACCAAAGCUUUGAGCCCAAAGCAGAAGCUUAAACCAGACUUAGAGGAACCUGGACCUGAUCCCAGCUGUGUGUCCUUCAGGAGUGAUCGGUCUAUUGGACAACCUUUGAACUUCAAAGAUGGACAAAGACCUGGAUCUGGUCUCAGCUGUGUGUCCUACAAGAGUGACCGGUCUAUUGGUCAACCUCUGAACUUCAAAGACAGACAACAGUCCGCUGACCAGAAACCUGGAUCUGGUCUCAGCUGUGUGUCCUACAAGAGUGACCGGUCUAUUGGUCAACCUCUGAACUUCAAAGAUGGACAACCAUCUGCUGACCAGAGAACCGGACCUGGUCCCAGCUGUGUAUCCUACAAGAGUGACCGGUCUAUUGGUCAACCUCUAAACUUCAACCAGAGACCUGGACCUGGUCCCAGCUGUGUGUCCUACAAGAGUGACCGGUCUAUUGGUCAACCUCUGAACUUCAAAGAUGGUGAUCACUCAAAAGCACAGAGACAUGGACCUGGUCCCAGCUGUGUAUCCUACAAGAGUGAUCGGUCUAUUGGUCAACCUCUGAACUUUAAAGACAGACAACAGUCCACUGAUCAGAAACCUGGACCUGGUCCCAGCUGUGUGUCCUACAAGAGUGACCGGUCUAUUGGUCAACCUCUGAACUUUAAAGAUGUUGAUCACUCGACAGCACAGAGACCAAAGGCUACCACGGCUCCCAGUACUCAAACAAGACUGGACUCUAUAUUUAGGCUGCUUGAGGAGAACAUCAUCAGAUUUGUGAAGAGUGAGCUGAAAAAGAUCCAGAGAGUUCUGAGUCCCGAUUGCCCAGAAUGCUUUGUGCUCGAUGGUAAAGAGGAGGAGCAGAGGAGAAGCAGCAGGGAGGAAUUUCUGAAGAUCACUUUGAACUUCCUGAGGAAAAUGAAGCAGGAGGAGCUGGCUGACUGUCUGCAGAGCAGAACCAGUGCUUUAGAUUGCCCAAGUAAGCUGAAAUCUAACCUGGUGGAGAAGUUCCAGUGUGUCUUUGAGGGGAUUGCUAAAGCAGGAAACCCAACCCUUCUGAAUCAGAUCUACACAGAACUCUACAUCACAGAGGGAGGGACUGGAGAGGUCAACGAUGAACACGAGGUCAGACAGAUCGAAACAACAUCUAGGAAAUCAUACAGACCAGAAAUAACUAUCAGACAGGAAGACAUCUUUCAAGCUCCACCUGGAAGAGAUGAACCAAUCAGAACAGUGAUGACAAAGGGCGUGGCUGGCAUCGGGAAAACAGUCUUAACACAGAAGUUCACUCUGGACUGGGCUGAAGGCAAAGCCAACCAGGACAUUGACUUCACUUUUCCAUUUACUUUCAGAGAGCUGAAUGUGCUGAAAAAGAAAAAGCUGAGCUUGGUGGAGCUUCUUUAUCACUUCUUCACUGAAACCAAGGAAGCAGGACUCUGCAGGUUUGAAGAGUUCCAGGUUGUGUUCAUCUUUGAUGGUCUGGAUGAGUGUCGACUUCCUCUGGACUUCAAAAAUAACAAGAUCCUGACUGAUGUUAAAGAGUCCGCCUCAAUGGAUGUGCUGCUGACAAACCUAAUCAGCGGUAAACUGCUUCCAUCUGCUCGUCUCUGGAUAACCACACGACCUGCAGCAGCCAAUCAGAUCCCUCUUGAGUGUGUUGACAUGGUGACAGAGGUCAGAGGGUUUACUGACCCACAGAAGGAUGAGUAUUUCAGGAAGAGAUUUGGUGAUGAGGAUAAGACCAGCAGAAUCAUCUCCCACAUCAAAACAUCCAGAAGCCUCCACAUCAUGUGCCACAUCCCGGUCUUCUGCUGGAUCACUGCUACAGUCCUGGAGGAUGUGCUGAAGACCAGAGAAGGAGGAGAGCUGCCCAAGACUCUGACCGAGAUGUACAUCCACUUCCUGGUGGUUCAAUCCAAAGUGAAGAACAUCAAGUAUGAUGGAGGAGCUGAGACAGAUCCACACUGGAUUCCAGAGAGCAGGAGGAUGGUUGAGUCUCUGGGAAAACUGGCUUUUGAGCAGCUGCAGAAAGGAAACCUGAUCUUUUAUGACUCAGAUCUGAUGGAGUGUGGCAUCAAUAUCAGAGCAGCCUCGGUGUACUCAGGAGUGUUCACACAGAUCUUUAGAGAGGAGAGAGGACUGUACCAGGACAAGGUGUUCUGCUUCAUCCACCUGAGCGUUCAGGAGUUUCUGGCUGCUUUUCAUGUCCAUCAGACCUUCAUCAACUCUGGAGUCAACCUGAUGGCAGAAAAACAAACACCAUCACUGAUCUCUAGAAUCUUUGGAGACAAAUCUAAACUGAAACAACUCCAUCAGAGUGCUGUGGACCAGGCCCUGAAGAGUCCAAAUGGACACCUGGACUUGUUACUCCGCUUCCUCCUGGGUCUUUCACUGCAAACCAAUCAGCAUCUUCUUCGAGGUCUGCUGACACAGACUGGGAAGAACUCAGAGACUGACAAGGAAACAGUCCAGUACAUCAAGACAAAGAUCAGUGAGAAUGUCUCUGCAGAGAAAAGCAUCAAUCUGUUCCACUGUCUGAAUGAACUGAAUGAUCGUUUUCUGGUGGAGCAGAUCCAAGAGUUCCUGAAAUCAGGAAGUCUCUCCAUGAAUGAACUGGCUUCUGCUGAUUGGUCAGCUCUGGUGUUCAUCUUACUGUCAUCAGAAAAAGAUCUGGAGGUGUUUGACCUGAGGAAAUACUCUGCUUCAGAGGAGGCUCUUCUGAAGCUGCUGCCAGUGGUCAGAGCCUCAAAAACAGCUCGGUUGAUUGGUUGCAACCUCUCAAAGAGAAGCUGUGAAGCUCUGUCUUCAGUCCUCAGCUCCCAGACCUCCAGUCUGAGAGAGCUGGACCUGAGUAACAAUGACCUGCAGGAUUCAGGAGUGAAUCUGCUUUGUGCUGGAUUGGAGAGUCCACACUGCAAACUGGAAGUGCUCAGGCUAUCAGGCUGUCUGAUCACAGAGGAAGGCUGUUCCUCUCUGGCCUCAGCUCUGCAGUCCAACCCCUCCCAUCUGAAAGAGUUGGAUCUACGCUACAAUCAUCCAGGAGACUCAGGAAUGAAGCUAUUGUCCGCCGGCAUCAAGGAUCCACUCUGGAGACUGGACACACUCAGGUUGGACCAUGUUGGAGAGCAGUGGUUGAAACCUGGUCUGAGGAAGUAUUUCUGCGAAAUCUCACUGGACCCAAACACGGCCCACAAACAGCUCAAACUGUCUGAAAACAACAAGAAGGUGACAUUUUUGGAGGAGGAUCAAGCACAUCCUCCUCAUCCAGAGAGAUUUGAAAUCUGGACUCAGGUGCUGUGUAGAGAAAGUCUGACUGGUCGCUGCUACUGGGAGGUUGAGUGGAAAGAAAGGGUUACUAUAGCGGUGACGUACAAAAGCAUCAGAAGGAAAGGAAACAGUGACGACUGUGUGUUUGGAUUUAAUGACCACUCCUGGAGACUGCACUGCACUGACCAAGGUUUCGCUCACCGUCACAAUGACAAAACUCCAGCAGUCCCUUUCUGCUGUACCUCUGUCACUGACAGAGUAGCUGUGUACGUGGACUGUCCCGCUGGCACUCUGUCCUUCUACAAGGUCUCCUCUGAUGUGCUGACCCACCUCCACACCUACAACACCACGUUCACUGAGACGCUCUUGGCUGGGUUUGGGUUUGGACGGGACUCCUACGUGAAACUGUGCACUCUGUAGAAGGUAGUCGUCUACUCUUCACAGAAGAAAAAAACAACUUGAAGCAAUUCUGCUUUACAAACUUGUUAUUUACCAUCGCAGAUAAAGGUAUUAGUAUGUUUGAAUCAAACUUUAAAUGUUUUUCUUUGUUCUGUUACCAAGCAUGUUCCUUUUUCCUGAAUUAGAGAUGUAUGGAAUUAUUAUGUAUUUCACUUUGAGCCACAUGGUGGAUGUUUAUGAGUUCAGACAACGCUAACACUUGAUGUCUAUUCAGGGCACAACUGAGAUUCGAUGUAAUGUUUGCUUCAUCAAUGCCAUUUGUUUUCUACAAUGAUUAACAUGAUUUAUGGCACUAAAAUAAAUGAAGACGAUUUUUCUGUU